Messenger RNA from Onychomys torridus (southern grasshopper mouse), 1212 nucleotides. RefSeq names its product leucine zipper and CTNNBIP1 domain containing (gene Lzic). Gene Ontology annotation, biological process: negative regulation of Wnt signaling pathway. NCBI's taxonomy places the organism in Eukaryota, Metazoa, Chordata, Mammalia, Rodentia, Cricetidae. The record is from RefSeq and is a predicted model, not a curated record. The coding region runs from base 341 to 913 and encodes 190 amino acids. Gene Ontology annotation, molecular function: beta-catenin binding. Gene Ontology annotation, cellular component: nucleus; cytosol; beta-catenin destruction complex. The transcript is spliced from 7 exons.
AGUGCUCUUCCGGCGUGGUCCGCCCGGCCGAGGCUGUCAGGGGCGGGCCCCCUGGUUCCAAACAUUAGGAUCUGGUGACCAGCGGCGGGCCGGGAACGCGAGGACGGGACGAGGUUGUCCUGUUCCUGAUCAAACGCGACAGGCGUUUCGCAGGACUCCGCGACACAACAGGUGACCACCGCCUGCGGGAACCCGGCCUCGGCGAGACCUGCGGACCGGAGCUUCGAGUUCAUCCGCGGGGAGGAGAUUGGCGGCCGAGGGUGCCGCUUCUCUUUUAAUCCUGUCCCCGUUUGGUCCUGGGUCGAGCGCAGCUCGCUUCCAGCCCCGAGAAGUGAUUAAAAUGGCUUCCAGAGGAAAGACAGAGACAAGCAAAUUAAAGCAGAAUUUAGAAGAACAGUUAGAUAGACUAAUGCAGCAGUUACAAGAUCUGGAAGAGUGCAGAGAGGAGCUUGACGCUGAUGAGUAUGAAGAAACUAAAAAGGAGACUUUGGAGCAGCUGAGUGAAUUCAACGAUUCCCUGAAGAAAAUUAUGUCGGGAAACAUGACUUUGGUGGAUGAACUCAGUGGGAUGCAGCUGGCUAUUCAGGCAGCUAUCAGCCAGGCCUUUAAAACACCUGAAGUCAUCAGAUUGUUUGCAAAGAAACAACCAGGUCAACUUCGGACAAGGUUAGCAGAGAUGGAUAGAGAUCUGAUGGUGGGGAAGCUGGAACGGGACCUGUAUACCCAGCAGAAGGUGGAGAUACUAACCGCUCUCAGGAAGCUUGGAGAGAAGCUGACAGAAGAUGAUGAGGCCUUCCUGUCAGCCAAUGCAGGUGCUGCACUCAGCCAGUUUGAGAAAGUCUCCACAGACCUUGGCUCUGGAGAUAAGGUCCUUGCUCUGGCGGGCUUUGAGGUUGAAAAAGCCAAGAAAUGACAGUAUGGCGCUUGGCGCCACCAGCCCCUCCUAACCGCACACGGUGCUUUCAUCCUGAGGACUUGGAGGCAUUGCAAAGACACAGAGGUUCUCAGAAUGCCCAAGAACAGGUGACAUGAAAACAGUGGCUUCUGCUUGGGCCUUUCAUCCCAGGAGGUCCUUGUCCUUCUCUCUGUGGGGCUCCCUUAACUGACACUGGGCUUGUUGGGAUGGGGACCUGCUGGACUCAUUCUGUGGUUUGUUCUGUUAAGACGCCUUAUGUCUUAGUGCUGGUCAGAGUGAAAGCGGUGAGCUGGUGA